AUGAAGCAUAGAUACCCUGAGCAAAUUAAUGAUCCACCUUCUCUUUUACGAGGACAAUUACGUGUCGCUGUUGUUGAGGCGGUACCCUACUGGCAAACUCCGCCUGCGCGUGUUGUUGAAGUAGCGCGAACAUCGGAGGUACUCAGGUACAUCGGCCGCGACUGGGAUUGGUCAUGUAUUAUAGGUAGCUCUAAGACCGGAUACGAAGGCGAGGCUUAG
Ascochyta rabiei is the source of this 219-nucleotide messenger RNA. RefSeq lists its product as uncharacterized. NCBI's taxonomy places the organism in Eukaryota, Fungi, Ascomycota, Dothideomycetes, Pleosporales, Didymellaceae. The record is from RefSeq and is a predicted model, not a curated record. The coding region runs from base 1 to 219 and encodes 72 amino acids. The transcript has a single exon.